Peronospora farinosa is the source of this 1407-nucleotide messenger RNA. The record is from the annotation of a GenBank genome assembly. Lineage: Eukaryota; Oomycota; Peronosporomycetes; Peronosporales; Peronosporaceae.
AUGGUAAACGUCUUGAACGAGUACGCAAACGCAAACACAACACGUAACAUUAACAAACAGCAGCAUACAGUCCCCAAAAGUUAUGAUGAAAAAGAUGAUAAAGAGUCGCUUCGAACCAAGCUCCAGCGUCGUAAAAAACCAAUUUACGCCGGUCUAAUUCUUUUGGCUGUAGUACUUGUUGGCGUUACCGUUGGUGUAAGUUCAAGCUCCAGCUCGAUCGCAAAUACGGAAUCGGCACAGAAGGACCCUUUAGUGUCCUCCUCAAACGACCCUUCAGUGUCCCCCUCAGACGACGCUGUAGUGUCCUCCUCAAACGACCUUUUAGUGUCCUCCUUAAACGACGCAACGUCAAUUGGUCAGUAUGACUUAGAUGCAGGUGUUGUUCAGGUUGAGAGGGAUGCCGUCUCAGAUGCCGAUCGUGCUGAAUCGGAUUCUUCUAUCGACGUAAAGAACAUUGUACCUGUUGUUCAGAGCUCGUUGUCAACUUCAUCGAGUAAAAUUUCUUCUACCACGUUGACUCAAUCUGAAAUUCCUUUGCAGAAUUCUUCGGGUCACAUUCUUACUUAUCGUCUCGUAGACUUUGUCUGGACCGAUGCAUCCAAAUGGGAGUAUGUUAAUGGAGAAACCGUGUCGUCCGAUAUGGUCACUCCCAGCGGUAUCAAAUUGACACCUGAGAACAGUGAGGAGCCUAUCCGUACGAAAGAGGGAUGGAGUGGUGAGAAGGUCGUGUUCAUUGAGUGGGAACGCACGAGCACAAGUGACACCAAUAUUUGGAUGCUGAAUACAAAGCUACAAUCCCAUUUUGGCAAGGGUAAUGGCUGGCCGUACUGGGGCGAGAUCGAUUUGUUCGAGAUGUUUAAGCAGGACGCCAUUAAUACCCCUGCGUACGACUACAGCGGCUUCGGCGGCUUCUCGGAUGUAUUGAGCUACGGCCAAAUGACGAUGCAUAUGGGUCCUGCUACUGAAAAUGGCAAGCCUUGCUUUUGCCCUGCCAGUCCUUCCAAGAACUUGUGGUACGACAACACCCAGCCCAUGACGUCUGGCUGUGCAGCCCAACUCUCGAACGACCUGUCCAACUCGAUCGCAGCAGUGUGGGGCUCGGACAGCACAGGAAAGUAUAUUCAGCUCAUCCAGAAACCGACCAUUACCAAGGGCGGUAUGCUCAACGGAGCGGAAACGUACGAUGUCACCACUGGCAGCGGUGGCGUCACGUCUAAAAUCUACAACAACGCCCAGCUCUUCUGGGGUGUGGACGCCACGGACUCGUGCGCCAAAGCUGGUGGCCAUGAUGCCGCGUCGGGCUUCCCCUUUUUCGAGAGCUUUCGUCUCAUUCUCGAGGAGCAGACAAAAGGCGACGCGAGCGCCUCCUUCACCGUUAAAAACAUCCAGAUCUUCACCAAGAACUAG